ACAACACGUAUCUGUGUUUUAAUAACAAAGUACGCAUGCUCGUUGUGCUGAGGAAGUGGCUACUGUCUUUUUACCGGGUCAGUGUACUUAGAGACGUAUCAUUGCCUACAACACUGAUACAGGGUAGAGUGUUAAUACCAUUGUAUCAUUUCACGUGGAGGGUAAACUAUCAGCUCGUGAGCACGUGAUCGACGCACAUGAGUGACUGUCAUGGUGCACGUCAGUUGCAGACGACGUUUGCUGGCACAAGACAUCACACCUAUGGAUUCUGGACGAUCGUCGAAUUCAGGAUCCCGUAACAGGAGGUGUUUGCGAAACGAAGGUUCAGACAUCACUAACACGACAGACGGUUUCAGCUAGUGGACAUCCAUUUUAGCUCCUGGACGUCAUAACACAGGGAAUACGGCUUUGGGGAUGACAUCAUGGCAAACACAAGUACCACGAUAAAUGAUGGAACCGAUCCCGUCAGUAUUGGUAAUGGAAACUGCAAACACUUGGACAAGGGAGAUGGUGCUAGCGUGAACAAAUCGGAAUGUCAUGUAUUGAAAGAUGGAAGGAAACAAUUAAAGAUUGAUGCCGAGACUGGUCAAACUCCAAACAGCUCUAAAGAUACUGAUCGUCACAGAGCUAAAGAUACGUUUCAUGACGGAAUCCCGGUGGAUCAGGGAUGGGCCUGGAUGGUAUUGUUAGGUUGUACUAUCAAUAUGGCUCUGAUCUUUGGAACUCUGAAGGCGUUCGGAAUAUAUUUUGUGGAGUUUAUUACUGUGUUUGAAGCGGAAGUUUCUGUGACGUCACUUAUAUCGGGUAUUCAGCAAGCAACAUACUCUUUGUUUGCUCUGCCCAUGCUGACCGCAGGGAUGAAAUAUGUAACUUGUCGGCAGGCUUCCAUAACAGGGGGAUUCUUGGCUGGGACUGCCUACAUUCUCGGUAGCCGAGCACUGAACAUCUACAUGUUACUCGCCACUCACGGCGUUCUUUACGGCUUAGCUUUGGCAUGUGUUUUUCCGUCCAGUUCGUACUUAGUCGGACUUUAUUUUAACCGACGCCGCAGCUUGGCUAACGCUAUCGUCCUGGCAGGAGCAGCGUUGGGCGGUUUAGGGUUACCUCCCUUGUACCGUUUUCUCCUCGACACAUACGGGUUACGUGGCGCGUUGCUGAUCACGGGUGGUUUACUGUUUCAUACAAUGGUCAGUGCUAUGUUAAUGAGGCCAACAGAUUUCUACGCAUGUAAACAGCAUCAUUCGGAUGUUAGCAGUGAUGCACUGAGCUCAGGUUUACCCCAGGACAAACUACACGUGAAAAAACAUGAUAACCUAUUGUCAAGUAUAUCUCACGACAACCUACUGCCGAAACCAAACAAAUUUGGAUCCACUUUAUCUCAAGACAGACUUCAUGUGUUAGAAAAAGGCAAACUGGGAUGCAGUUUAUCUCACGAUAAAUUAGAAGUAAAACAGUUAGGUCAAAUGGACAUAAGAUACCAUAAACCGGAAGUGUCAUUGCUGCAGCCGGCACCCGUUCUCCAUCACAUGAAACACAACCAUUUUUCCCAUUCGAACAGAUUUGUGUCUUCCAGUGAAAGUAUAAUACAGCGUCUAUCACGAUCAGCUGUCAUAUACUCGGCUAGCAAAGGAGACUUAGUACAUAUGUCUGUACAGGAUCUGGCCGCGUCCAACGGAAAAAUUAGCUGUUACAAAAGCAUCGACACUGUCGACAUGGUCGCCGACAUUGCGGACGAAAAGCCUGCAGGUAUGUUCGACUUUUCAGUUUUGAAAAGUUCACUCAUGCGCUUAUUCUUAAUUGUUUACAUGCUAGGAGGCGCUUCAGCCGGAUAUGUACACGUUUUCAUACCUCCAUACGCAAGAGAGCGACAAAUAAGCAACUACCAGGUAGCGCUGAUAGUAUCGGCCACCAAUGCGUGUGACUUUGUAGGCCGUGUCCUUGGCGGAGUAAUAGUGGAUCGACACAUUCUCAGAUCUCAUACGACGGUCGGUAUCACACAACUUAUGGCCGGACUGGUCAUCCUAAUGUCCCCUAUCUACCAACAGUUCUGGUCGAUGCUCGUUUUUGGGAUGCUGGACGGUCUCUUUGCCGGAAGUUUAUUCUCUCUGGCGCCCGCUGUAGUAGUCGACUUCCUAGGGAUGGAGAAAUACAGAAGCGCUAUGGGGAUACUUCUUGUCGCUCAGGGAGUGUCGCUGGGAACCUCUGCACCAGUAGCAGGGUUGCUGAGGGACUAUACCGGAACGUACACGACCUCGUUUUACUUUAUCGCCUGUAGCGCUCUCACAGGCGCAUUGUUGAUUCUUGUGGUUCCGGUUUUUUUACGCAGGUGCAAAAGUAGGUACCAAUCACGUGACGCUAUCUGCGAGAAAGAGACAAAUAUCCAUCUCACAGUGACAGAGAACUCGGAGAGGGAUGUAUAAUUCAACGACAGAUCAGGGAAUGAUGUAUAUUUUAUGUCAUAUAUAUAUAUAUAAAUGAUACAAAUAUAUAUUUUCAAUUUAUAUAAAUUAAGUAUUUUUGUUAAAACUACUAUCUUUCAAGAUACCGGCGAAAUCUGAGCCGCCUUGAAGUGAUAUUACCGUUCACCAUUUAUUAGUAGUAAUGUUGUGAACAUAGAACAUUGUAUUGUCCCUCGUUGAAGCAUUUGCUGCCGGUUAAGAGAUAUUCAAUCAUGAAUCAUGUUUAAUACUAUAGCCAAAAUACGUUGACAGUAUUUAAACAUCGGGCGCGGUUCUUCUGGCUUCGUUGGCAGCUGUGUUUUUGUAUAAAUAUUUGUAAAGAUAUCGUUUAUUUUGGAAGAGACCAUGAUGAAAUUUCGACUGUUUUGACAAUGAUGAACGUAGCACACACACACACACACACACACACACAGGUGAUGGUGUUUUUAUGCCCUCGCCAUAAAAUGGGGAGGCAUAUAGUGUUGCCCAUGUCCGUCCCGUCCCGUCCAAUCCACGAGCGGGGGCAUUUAUGUCUU
Mizuhopecten yessoensis (Yesso scallop) is the source of this 2974-nucleotide messenger RNA. RefSeq names its product monocarboxylate transporter 12-B-like. The record is from RefSeq and is a predicted model, not a curated record. Gene Ontology annotation, biological process: transmembrane transport; monocarboxylic acid transport. The transcript is spliced from 6 exons. Gene Ontology annotation, molecular function: monocarboxylic acid transmembrane transporter activity. NCBI's taxonomy places the organism in Eukaryota, Metazoa, Mollusca, Bivalvia, Pectinida, Pectinidae. The coding region runs from base 423 to 2420 and encodes 665 amino acids.